This is a messenger RNA of Thermochaetoides thermophila DSM 1495, 408 nucleotides long. RefSeq lists its product as uncharacterized. The transcript has 2 exons. The coding region runs from base 1 to 408 and encodes 135 amino acids. Lineage: Eukaryota; Fungi; Ascomycota; Sordariomycetes; Sordariales; Chaetomiaceae. The record is from RefSeq and is a predicted model, not a curated record.
AUGGCAGCAAGUGACGCAACGCUGCGGGCUUUCUUUCAGUCCGCCAAGUUUGCCGUUGUCGGCGCCAGUACAAACACCGAGAAAUUUGGAUAUAAGGGGGCAAAAGCUAUUGAAGUUGAUGGGAAGGAGUAUCCUACCGUGGCAUCGUUGUCAGAGUUGCCUAAUCCGCAAGAGACAUCUGUUUCCAUCAUCACCCCUCCUCGGGUUACUCUUAAGACUCUUGAGGAGGCGAAAUCUCUUGGAAUCCAGUCUGUGUUUUUGCAGCCGGGGACUUUUGACGAUGAGGUGUUGAAGUAUGCCAAUCAGAAUUUUAAGACUGUUCUGGCUGGCAACGGCGGGGCGGGGCCCGAGGGCUGGUGCGUGCUAGUCGAUGGUGAUCGCGGUCUCAGGUCUGCUGGAAAGCUGUAA